Messenger RNA from Rubroshorea leprosula, 1618 nucleotides. Lineage: Eukaryota; Viridiplantae; Streptophyta; Magnoliopsida; Malvales; Dipterocarpaceae. The record is from the annotation of a GenBank genome assembly.
GCUUCUUUCAGAAUUUUUGUCUAACAGAAACAGAUCAAAGUUUGAAGUUGAAGAACCCGUCCAUUCUCAUGAGAAAGUUGAUAGGAAAAAUGAUAAAAUCUCCACUUACGAACCCAGAUAGGCCGAGGGCGGAAUGGGAGAGUAGCUUCAGCAGCAAGUCAUCAGAUAAUGUGAAUGAAGAAUACAAGAAAGCUUUUAGGACGACGUCUUACGUUGAAAUGUUGAGUAAAGUCCAGCGCCAGCUGGGAAGAACAAGCUUAGAGAAAUUUUCUUCUUCUGCUUCUUCUUCACCUCGCUUGCUUCAUCAUCUCUCUGACUUCCUGCUUGAACCUAAACAAGAAACUUUGAUAAACAUGAUGGAGAGCUUCAAAAUCCAUCGACUUCUUGUGGAUUACUUCAGAGCUAGCUUUGAGGCAUAUAAUACAUGUGAAUUCCUCCUCCAAGGUGUCCAUCAAACUCAGGCUAACUAUCGGAAAAUCAAAAGGGUUAUCAAGAUUAGCAAGAGGGUGCAUGAUUUUUCAGAUUCCACAGAUGAUGAAGAUCAACGUUUGAUUGAGGUUAUAUUGAAGGAGCUAUAUGGGUUUGUUCUGCUUAAGAACCCUUUAUCAAUUAUUAGCCCAGUGAGAUUUGGUGAGAUUCAUGAUAAUAACAUGGAGUUGCUGCAUAAGUUGACAUCAAAAAAGAAGAAGAUAAAGAGGAUAUUAAAAUUGAAAAGACUCGGCAAAAGGGUUGGAGGUUAUAGUCUUGUUAUUUCACACAGUGCCCUUGUAGUUGUCUUGCUAGUUCUUGCAUUCCACAGUAUGAUUGGACUCGUAGCAGCACCAGGACUCAUUGCCUGCUUUCUAGGUUUCUCCAAGAAGAAAAUCAGGUCUGGCACGAGAAGGGUUAAAUCAAGCUUGCCUGAGAGACUUGGUGUACAGCUUGACAUUGCUGCGAAAGGAAUUUUUGUUCUGAUCAAUGAUUUUGAUACCAUGAGCAGACUGGUUUGUAGACUAUACGAUGAAAUAGAACAUCUCAAAACAAUUGCCAAUAUGUGUGUGAGAAAUGGGAAAAGUAACGUAUUGAAGGAGGUUGUUAGAGAGUUUCAGAUGCAUGGGCCUGUCUUCUUGGAACAGUUGGAAGAGCUUGAACAACAUAUUUACUUGUGUUUUCUCACGAUAAACAGAUCAAGCAGCUUUGUCAUAGAGAAGAUAAUCGACACACAACCAGAAACAUAAGGCAUGAUUUUUGUAUAUAUUUAUCUUGAUGAUGGUAAUUGGCUAGAUAAAUUUGAUUCAUAUAGAGUUCAAAUUCCAUACAGACAGAUCAGUUUCCAGAACGAGGCUUCACUCUGUAAAUCUAGGUAAAGAAAUGAGUACAGAUCUGGCCUGCCUUCUUCGUUCUUUGCUACAUGUUACCUUUUGCUCCCAGAAGGCUUCAGACACUGUUUUUCCUGUUCAAAUUCGGCUUCUUUCAUUCUUUGUUAAUGUUUUGUAGAGAGAGGCUGACAGUCUUUUCCUUAUUGUAUUGAUUAGUUAUUUAUUUCACAUUCUAUUUGAGUUUAUCACCAAAAGUUUCAAUCUAUUUGAGUUUAUUACUAAAAGUUUUACAAACCCACAAAUGAAUGUCUACUGCAACG